Messenger RNA from Lutra lutra (Eurasian river otter), 2137 nucleotides. RefSeq names its product chromosome 10 C11orf52 homolog (gene C10H11orf52). The record is from RefSeq and is a predicted model, not a curated record. Bases 1100 to 1498 code for a protein of 132 amino acids. Gene Ontology annotation, cellular component: extracellular exosome. Lineage: Eukaryota; Metazoa; Chordata; Mammalia; Carnivora; Mustelidae. The transcript is spliced from 5 exons.
CAUGACCUGAGCCGAAGGCAGAGGCUUAAACCCCUGAGACACCCAGGCACCCUGGAGUUUUGUUCAUAAAAUCUCUUUGGUGUUUUCCUUUAUAUUAGAGAAAGUGGCUGAAAAGGAACCAGAUUGCGGAGGGCUUUGAGUGCCAGGCUAGGAUGUUUGGGUUAUCAGGAUGAAAAGAAUACAGUUAAUGGUAUAAUACAGAAGGAAUUGCUGGGGAGAAGCAUAACCAGGCAGCAAGAGGCUAGUGAGAUGAUCCAGCACAAAAUAGUAAAGUAAGAUGCUUUGCCGUCCAGCAGGUAGCUGAGAACAAGAAGCAGUAACAGUAGCUAGGACUUAGUGAAAGCUUCCCAUGUGAGCCCAGCAGGUUUCACAGAUUCUCCCAGAGCCCAUAGUUUCUACAGAGGAAUUUGCUCAUCUGCAGCUUACUCGUUGGAGAGAGUGGAAUGAGUCUGAAGUUGGGUGGCUGGAAGGAGAAGGUGGAUUGUGGGAGUGGAGCUUCCAUGGUUCUGUACUGGGCAUGAGGAAGUAAGUGGUCAGGAAGUGCUGAGGCCAUUCCAAUUGUAGAAUCAUAUGAUUUUUUACCAGAAAGGGGAUUAGGCAAUGAGUUGAGUCCUCUCACCCUCGUAGAUAAAAGUGAUUUGCCUACAUUAAUUCCAAAAGCAAGGGAGAAUAUAAAAGGAAUCCAUGUCCCCAAAUUUAAGUUGCCAAGAGACUCCAGUAUUCAAACCCAGAUUUUAGACAGGGAUAAUAAGAAACUGAUACUGGUCAUGUUGAAAGUGAAACUCCAUUAAGCCUGAGUAGUGCUGGGGAAACACAAGCCUGAAGCUCAAAGUUCAUGGCUUCAUCAAAGCAGCUCCAAAUCCCGAAGGUGAGAUGGUUCUCACCUGGAGCCCAUGUGUGUUCCUCUACCCUUUGGCUUGGGAACAAGUCACCUGGGACUCACUCCAGCAGGUGGCUUCCAAAGUCCAACCUGCUAGGUUGAAACCUGACACUGACAGAGACUCCCUGGGAGCUGCUAUUGAAAGCUGAACCAGGAACCAGGAAAUGCACCAGCCUCUACACGUAGAAAACAGCUGGGCUCCCUCAGAGACAGAGCACCAUGGGAAACCAGCUCUGCUGCACGGGAAGCUGGAGGUGCCCAUCAACUUCCCAGAGGAAAAAGAAAACGGGAAGCCAAGCAAGACGGGCCCCGAAGCAGCAGCAGCAGCAGCAGCAGCAGCAGGAGCAGCGGAGGCAGAAUGGUGUAAAGGCCCAUGACACAAGAGGACCUAUUUACGAACAGGUGUUAGAGAAGCCGGCGGUUCAGGAGCCGAGUCAAGGCCUCAGGCUGAAGGAGAGCAGCUUGCAUUACGCAGACAUUCAAGUGUGCAGCUCUACCCAGCCGCGCUCUGCUUGGGAGGUCAAACACCUGCAGUCAGAAAAUGCUACUCAGUACGCCACUCUCCGCUUUCCCCAGGCCACACCGCGCUAUGACAGCAAGAACGGGACCCUAGUGUGAGCGCUGGGGAGGUCGGACCUGUUUCCAUCCCUUCACCCAUGGGGAGAAUCUGCCCUGGGGAAGUGGCUGGCAGCCCAGCGAUGGCUGCGCCGUUUUCAAGAACUCCAGAGCCCUUGCGAGUGCCCCCAGUCUUGCCCCCUUCCCUAGGCCUAUUGUCUUCUUUGCCACCAUUAGCUUGGAGUUGUAUUGGGGCUAGCCAGGGGUGGAUGGAGUUCCACAAAAUGACGGGGGCUAGGAUGAGCUGCCGGAAGUCUGUUGGCCCCUACCUUGGUUCCUGCUUUCAAGAAAAGUGCUGAUUAGGACAGGUUGCCCCAGCACUUGAGCUGGUUUUGUUGGGAUUAAUUUAAGGGCGUCUCUUCUACACACCUUAAACGCCCAAGCUGAAGAAGGAGAGGUGCUCUGGGAAAGCAUUCCGAUUCUUGUGCACAGCCCCCAGAGCUGGCUUGGGCAGUUCCUUCGGUGGUUGGGGUCAAGGUUGCCAGAAGCCAGACAGACAAACGAGCCCAGGGGCUGAGGCUGACCAUGGGUUACCAGUACUUCAAGUCCCUGACAGCACCGCACGGCCCGGAAACUCCCCUUGGCUGGACUGUGGGCUCUCGCAGGUGCGGAGCCGCUAGGAUCAAUAAAUCGCAGAAGGAA